Messenger RNA from Aspergillus pseudotamarii, 513 nucleotides. RefSeq lists its product as uncharacterized. Lineage: Eukaryota; Fungi; Ascomycota; Eurotiomycetes; Eurotiales; Aspergillaceae. The transcript has 4 exons. The coding region runs from base 1 to 513 and encodes 170 amino acids. The record is from RefSeq and is a predicted model, not a curated record.
AUGCAGCUUGACUGUUAUGUGCGGUUUCAAAUUCACUUGGCCUUAGCCGGCUCUUUCCCAAAGGGAAUACUCAAGCCUCCUAUAAACCACGAAACCGACAAGAUCGUCUUUGGUUGCUGCUGUGAUUUUGUAUAUCAUAGUCACUACUCUAUCCUGUUACCAGCCUCUAACCCCCGGAGGCAUGAUGUGGUUCAAACAAGAAAUAACUUAACAUUUUCCCUUCUCUGUACUGGUCUUAUUGAGCGAUUCAACCGACGGGCUUUGCGUGAUGAUAUGGAUGUUAUGAAAACUGACCCCGUAGUUAAUUAUAUAUACAGAUAUCUUUCUGGGCCACACUAUUAUCGUAUCGGCUACAAAACUGAAUGGAACAUUUAUAAAAUAUUUCAAGAUUAUACUGCCUGGAACAUUGAAAUUCUUAUGCGGAAUACUAACUUCCGAGAACUGCUUGACAGAGUACCAUCCUUAGAGAAAGCGAUUUUUCGCUCAAUGUGGGAAUAUGUUUGGACAUUAUGA